Molecule: messenger RNA, 1024 nt
Organism: Belonocnema kinseyi
Lineage: Eukaryota; Metazoa; Arthropoda; Insecta; Hymenoptera; Cynipidae
Product: ankyrin repeat domain-containing protein 39 homolog
Exons: 2
Coding region: 118-654 (178 amino acids)
Molecular function (GO): protein binding
Source: RefSeq, a predicted model, not a curated record
UUUCAGUAUUAAAUUAGAACGUCCACUCAAACAUAUAAAAAACAAUACAAAGUGCUGGAUAUAGUUUGUUCUUGCAAAUUGCCUUUUUUCGUCUAGUUUAAACGGUGUAACAAGAGAAUGGAAAGAAUAAAAGAAGUACUGCAGGUUGCAGGAGUACAUUAUAGAGAAACUUCUGAUUUAUUGCAUCAUUUCAAAAAUGGUCUUCGGAAAAUAAAUCAAAAUAUGAUACAUUCCUUGCUGUUCCCAGAGAGCCCCAUCGCUUCCAUUCUCCAUCCACAAACGCAAAAAACAGCCCUUCAUUACGUCUCUGAAAAUCAGUACAGUUCAAGCUUAUUAACUCAACGCUUAAUUGACCUUGGAGCAAAUGUUAAUGCACAAAAUAUAAACGACGAAACUCCACUCCACUCUGUUCUGGCUCUCAGAAUGAAGAAAAUCGUUGAUGUCCCAAUCAAAAACGGAGCUGAUGUAAAUGUUCCAAGUAAGAUGGGUAUAUAUCCUAUUCAAUAUGUGACGCUUCUAGGAUCUUUGGAAAUAAUAGAAAUAGUGCUGAGAGCAGAAAAGCCUCCCAAUAUCCAGAAAAAUAAUACCAAACGAUGUUUGAAUGUCAUAAAAAUUUUGUUGAACGAGAGACAACAUUGCAUAAUCUCAAAGUAAAAUUAUUCAGCUCUUCUGCAAUUUGCUCUUCUCCAGAAAGACGAACAAUGUUUCGACUAUGUUUUGAUGAAUAGUGACUUUGAUUUGAGUGCAGUCAACCCUAAAGGAGAAACUUUGUUGCAUGUAGCAGCGCAAAAAGGUAAGCCAAAAAUAAUUAAUGCUUUGAUCACCCGAGGUGCUAAAAUCGAAGCAGUUUCGACUUCAGCUUCGCAUAUUUGGUUUCGUACUCGAAACAAGAAAGCCAGAUUAAAUUCAAGUAAUCAAGGAGGGAGAACUGCUCUUCAUGUUGCAGCUUUGAACAACAAUCCGGAAAACGUGAAGUGUCUUUUAGACGCCGGAGCUUGCGUGAAUAGUCUCACUACAGAGAAGA